CUGGCUUUAGCUGGCUUAGCAUUAGCAACACACAGCUUGGCGGAGGCGCAACAAGCACCUGAACACCGAAAUAAGUACUCUAUCUUGAUCACCCCCCCAACCUCCCCCGUGGAUUUGGCGAAAGUUGUUUAUGGGUUUAUAUAUCUGGACCAAAAAUAGAGCCGACGUAGCCCAAAAUAUAUGGUGAUGGCGUGGUCAUGUGUGCAGCCGGCACUGUGUGUGUGGAGAUGGUUUUAACAGACGGCGUUCUGGAGGACUCAGGAACACUACACUGGCCUGGAGAAGCCUCAUAAACAAAAGCCCACAUACACCACGCACACACCUUGUACACUAGAAGAUUUACACAAACACACGCCACCGCCGUGCCUUGACAAAGGACACACAGGCGCAUGGACACGUAACACAAGCUUCAGCGGAAGUACGCACCCACACCCUCUGUGUGUUAGCCUCCCUACCCUUACAUUAUCUCUGUCCUAGCUCCUCUCCUGUGUGAGAGCUUACAUCGUAUUUCUUCCUGUCCGUCCCAUCUCCACUGCCACCAUGCCAAGCUCCACCAUCCGCCGGCAGAUGAAGAACAUGGUGAACAACUACUCUGAUGCGGAGAAGAAAGUCAGAGAGGCCACCUCCAACGACCCCUGGGGCCCGUCGUCUUCCCUCAUGUCUGAGAUCGCCGACCUGACCUACAACGUGGUGGCCUUCAGCGAGAUCAUGAGCAUGAUCUGGAAACGGCUGAACGACCACGGCAAGAACUGGCGCCACGUCUACAAGGCGCUCACCCUGCUCGACUACCUGAUCAAGACGGGCUCCGAGCGAGUGGCGCUGCAGUGCAAAGAGAACAUCUUCGCCAUCCAGACUCUGAAGGACUUCCAGUACAUUGACAGAGACGGCAAAGACCAGGGCAUCAACGUCAGGGAGAAGAGCAAGCAGCUGGUGGUCCUGCUCAAAGACGAGGACCGCCUCAAAGGAGAGAGGUCUCAAGCGUUGAAGACCAAAGAGCGUAUGGCACAGGUGUCCACAGGGAGCAGUCAGAUGGGUUUUGGCCGAGGCUCAUCACAGCCCAACCUCUCCACUUCCUACAGCGAAGAGUAUGGCAGGUCGGAGGGUUCACCUGCCUCCUACCAUGGCUCGACAUCUCCCAAUGCGGGUUCAGAACUUGAGCAGGCCAGACCUCAGACCAGCGGAGAGGAGGAGCUACAGCUGCAGCUUGCUCUGGCCAUGAGUAGAGAGGCGGCAGAGCAGGAGGAGCGUAUACGCAGAGGGGACGACCUGAGACUACAGAUGGCCUUGGAGGAGAGUAAGAAAGGAGGUCCAGACUCAGUAAAACUGCCCAAGAAAAAGAAAGGGCCACAGUCAUCUUUGAUGGAUCUGAUGGAUGUCCCAGAGCCUGGUGCCACGGCUGACCCCUGGGGCGCCAGGGCCGGAGCCGCGGCUGGGGCAGCUGCUGCAUCAGAAGACCCCUGGCAGCCUUAUGGGUCUGCCCCUAAGCCAGCAGCCCCAUCGGACCCAUGGGGCGCUCCUCCUUCUGUCCCACCCUUGAAGAGCACUGAUCCCUGGGCAUCAAACUCUGCUCCUGCCUCUGAUCCCUGGAGCUCCGCAGCCGCCCGCCCCAAGACUUCAAACGCAGGUAGCUUUGACCUGUUCAGUGCAUCCAACGGUACGUCAAAAGAGGACUUCUCAGAGUUUGACAGCCUGCGCUCCUCCUCCUCUGUCCCCACUGGUGAUGGGGGCAUAGCGUCCUCUAUCCCCUCCCAAGCCAGUCUCGCGAGCAGCGGUAGCCUGGACCUCUUUGACCCCCUGCCCAGCUCCGUGUCUAUUUCGGCCAUCUCAAACCCAACUAGGAAGACUCCAGAGUCCUUCCUGGGUCCCAAUGCUGCCCUGGUCAAUCUGGAUUCUCUGGUGACUAAACCAGCCCAGCCUGCGCCAGUCGUCAACCCAUUCUUAGCUUCAACAGGUGGCUCUGCUCUUGCUCCAGCAUCCCAUGCCAACCCCUUCCAAGUGAGCCAGCCAGCUCCCCCUACUCUCAACCAGAUGCGGGUCAGCCCCAUGCCCGCCGGCUUCGGCGGCAUGCCCGAGCCCAUGGUCCUCUCCUCCAUGCCCGCUCAGCCCAUCAACAUGGUCCCCCUUGCAGGGAUGGCCCCCAUGGGCCGCGUGAUGCCCGGAAUGGGGAUUGGCGCUGUCGGAGGUGUGGGGACGAAUGUGGGGAUUCCGGCCUCCGUGUCCAUGCCCCAGCCCCUGAUGAGCAUGCCGCCCCAGGCCGGGACGCAACCCACCGGAACCACCAACCCCUUCCUUUUGUGAGGGGGCGACUGGGGGACAACUUUCCCCAGACUAACCCCCUCCUUUCUCUCUUCCUCUCUCUUCCACUGUGGCUCCUUAAGAAGCUUCACAACGAACAAGGAGAGGUCUUAUCCCAUUGAUCCCUUUUUUAUAACCAGCUCCUAGCCAGGUCGUAGUCCCAGUCUGGCCUCCACCAACCUUAACUCACACUCUUUUACUCCUUCCUCCUCUCUUCCUCUCAAUGCUACAAGCUGCCUAGACCCGUGUGUCCUAUACUGAUCUGACGAGGAUGUUGGUGACCACAAAGAGUUAGAAUCUGUCUACAGACUUCCAGAGUAGCAGUGGUGUUUACAGUUAGUUUUUUUCCACAGGGGCAGGACAGGACCCAGUCUCUCCUCCCUGUCCUCCUCUCAUUCACUCGCCUCCUCUCCCUUCCCUUACGAUUGCUCCUUUUGUCGUCUUUGGUGGAGUGACAGGAGAGUCUGAUUAUACUAACGCCAGGAUCUUUAUCUCUUCGUUAGAGCUAAUCUUUUAUAAGCCCUGUCAGCUGGUGUGUGUGUUUGUGCGAGUGUGAGAGUGAGUCCGCACAUCUCAGUACUUUUACACUGUGUAUAUUCCAGUGGGUUUUACUUACACCCACUGGAAUAAGGAUGAGAGAUGGUCAGAUGUGUUUAUACUCGUGUGUGUGUGUAUGUGUGUGUUACUAAGCAGGGAUUUUGCACAAUUAUUGUCUCGUUUUUUUCCCCCUUUCUUUCCGCGACUGUUGGGCUCACCGUUAAACCUUAGCUAAGGGAGGGAGGUUAGCCGCUAAUGGGCCUUGACAACACACACUGCCUCGGCUCUCGGUACCACUCGGUCACAACUCUUGUCUGGUCACUUCACAUCAGCUUGGACCUUUUCCCAUUACCCCCUCUCCUUGUGAACUUUGACCUCCAGGGGUCACGGGAUAAACAAUGAACACUCAUCAGUGGAGAUAAACCCCUUGUCCUAAGGGGGUGAAAAGAUGCGCAAACGCAAUUUUAGUGUGUGUGCUCAUGCGCAGGUGUACUGUUAAUGCUCGAAUACUAACAGCCACAUGUUGAUGUAUUUGUCACUAAGUCUCCCCAGUGUGCGUUUAGAGAGAAAGACAAGAACUGUGAUGGCAUCAGUAUUUUGCAUCAAAUACAUGGAUGCAGUGAGGCAUCAUGGGACAGUUGUUUUUUUUUUUUUUUUUUUUCGCUUUCUUUUUAGUUUGUUUCUAGGGUCAAAGGGAAGAGGGUGGGUUGUGUGUGUGUUGGUGUGUGUGCGUGUGUGCGCGCACGCUCAGUUUGCAUGAGAGAUACGUUUAGCUUCCAAGUGUACUUUAAUGAGCAAGUUUUUUCAUUUCUCACGCAGUCAAAUGGAAGUGACUUAGAAAUUGCUUACGUUAGCAUCUAAAAUGACGGUAAACCAGAGGGAUAAUGUAGACAUCUGCAGCCUUAAGAGAGAGUGAGUGAGUGUUUGUGUGUGCGUGCUUGUGUUGUGUAUGCAACCAUAGAUCAAGAAGUGUUACUAUGGUGACAGGGUUGCAAAGAAAGCCCUGGGUUUAAAGGGCACGUCAGCCACUCAGAAGAGACUUUACCUCUGAGUGGAUUUACUGUGGAUAAUCUAUCUGCAAGAACAUUACCUGGUGGACACACACACACUCGCACACUCAUCAGUCUGUUGUUAGCACAGGUGAUCCCGCAGCAAACAGUGAGACAUGUCAUGUAAACAAGCAGUUGUUCAUUUUGUUGGUUACUUUUUGUAAUUUACUCAUUAGAUGUAAAUCCAUAGCCAAGUCUUUUCAGAGUUUUGGAGCUGCGUACUAACAUGUAUCAUCUUCAUUCUCUCUUUUGUCUAUUUUCUGUCACUCUAGUUUUUUCACCCUAUGGGUAGGCUAUGUAAUUCUCUUCUCUUAGAAGCACAACUGUUACCAAAGUCAUAGCGACUGUGAUUUAUGAGGAUGUCGUACUUUGAGUAGUUUGAACAGUAGGGGCACACUUCACUGACAUUGUUUUUUCUGUUUAUGGAUGCUCAUCUUAUCAGUGACUUCAUUAUUAUACUUUUUUAUAUUUCAGAGCUAUUUGUGCAGGAGUUUGUGUAAGAAAGUGUUACUGUUGGCUGAAUACAUUUACUGACAGCAAGCUGAGCGUGUCUGUUGGUUGAGAGAAGUGGGUUGUUGAAAUACAGUUGAUGAAUUGCGCCCGGUAUACAGGCCCUUAUUCGCUUUCGGUCCCUGUAAUCCCUUUUCUUCAGUUUGGUUACUGUGGAGGGGUGUUUUUUUUUUUCCCCUUUUCAUUUGGGCGUGAGAUGGCGCCCUCUCCAGGUCUGCUGUGGCAUGAUAGCUACACUGCAGGACCCUUGAUAUUUCCAUUAAACGCAGACCUUCAUUUCUCAGGCUAUAGGAGGGGCAGCUCCAAAUGUAUGUAUGGUUUUCAUGAUGAUGCUGAGGUCGAUGAUGACUUUUAUGCUGGGGUGGGGGUGAUCCUGAAUGAAUGGAUGUGAUGAGACCUGCAGACCAGCAAACAUUUUUAAUCUCAACUAAAUAUAUGCAAAAAUUGGAGUUGGUAAAAAAACAUAAGACUUAAUGCUUGAUGUGUUUUGCAGCGUUAGAUUUGCUAAUAAAGUCUUGUUUAUUGAAAUACUACUAUGAUAUUCUAGCUAAGACGUGUCACUUUCUCACUGGCCUUGAUUUCACUGCGGCCUGACCUUUUAACUUUAACUCCAGUGAUUGUGGAAAAGGUUAUCAAUGCAUUGAAGAAAACAAACAAAAAAAACUUGUACUGUCUUGGACAAAUUCAGCACUCCCAAACAGUUAGAGGACACUGCAGUUGAACACUUUCUUGAUCCCUGGCAGCAGUUUCACAGUCGUGGCUAUGGUGCAGUGAAAAUGUGGCCUCUGUGUAGCGAGCUCCCUUGCGUGUUACUAUGUAUUCAUUAUGCUUUUUAUCAAGAGGACUAACUGACCUUACGGAUUGUCUGUCUUUAUAUGCAUAAACGGCCUCCUUUUAAUCUUUUCAAUGUCUGUCUAUUUACCCUUCUCAUAGUACUGGGAGCAGGCUGCUUUUUUUUUUAUUGGAUAUGUGCUCAACCUGUUGGCAUUAUAACUGUAUAAUAUAAUUUAUCAUUUGUACUAUUGUAACAUACUGUUCCUCUGUAUACCUUAUUAUUCUGUGUAAUGGGUUUUUGUAGGAAAAGUCACCACGGUAUUUUAACAGCAUCUAAACAUACAAAGGCAGCAGGCGGAUGAGGACAACUGUAGCUGCAUUGGUUCAAAAUAAAAUGUAUAUCACUUCAGCUC
Molecule: messenger RNA, 5578 nt
Organism: Micropterus salmoides (largemouth bass)
Lineage: Eukaryota; Metazoa; Chordata; Actinopteri; Centrarchiformes; Centrarchidae
Gene: epn2
Product: epsin 2
Exons: 10
Coding region: 541-2298 (585 amino acids)
Biological process (GO): endocytosis
Cellular component (GO): plasma membrane; clathrin vesicle coat; endosome
Molecular function (GO): clathrin binding; phospholipid binding
Source: RefSeq, a predicted model, not a curated record